Molecule: messenger RNA, 951 nt
Organism: Penicillium paradoxum
Lineage: Eukaryota; Fungi; Ascomycota; Eurotiomycetes; Eurotiales; Aspergillaceae
Gene: bgt1
Product: 1,3-beta-glucanosyltransferase Bgt1
Exons: 3
Coding region: 1-951 (316 amino acids)
Biological process (GO): carbohydrate metabolic process; cell wall organization
Cellular component (GO): cell surface; extracellular region; fungal-type cell wall
Molecular function (GO): 1,3-beta-glucanosyltransferase activity; glucan endo-1,3-beta-D-glucosidase activity
Source: RefSeq, a predicted model, not a curated record
AUGCGUGCCACCGCUCUCAUUUCCCUCCUGCUGGCCGCCGCCCCGGCCCUGGUCUCCGCUAAGGGUACUCUGGGUUUCUCGCUCGGUAACAAGAACCCCGACGGUUCCUGCAAGUCUACCAGCGACUAUGAAGCCGACUUCGAUGCUCUGAAGGGCCUGUCCACUCUCGUCCGUACCUACUCCGGCACCGAUUGUAAGACCCCUCAAAACAUCCUGCCUGCUGCCAAGAACAAGGGCUUCAAGGUCGUCCUGGGCAUGUGGGUUGGCAAGCCCACCGAUAAGAACAAUCUGUUGGAGGAGCCUUCCUUCAAGGGCGAUUGGGCCGCGAUCCAGAAGGCCAUCCCCGGCUAUGAAGACGUCAUUCACGCCAUUACCGUUGGCUCCGAAACCCUCUACCGUGGUGACCUGACCGGACCCCAGCUCCACACCUACAUCAGCCACGUGAUGAAGAAUGUUCCCGAGGGUGUUCUUGUCGGUACCGCUGAGAGCUGGAACAAGCUAGCUGAUGGUACUGGUGAUGCGCUCUUCACCCAGGAGCCCAUUGUGACUUAUGUCCUGGCCAACGCCUUCGCCUACUGGCAGGGUACUGCCGCCGACAAGGCCUACAAGACUUACUUCGACGACAUGGUCGGCGCCAUGGAGCACAUCCAGAAGAUUGCUGGUGAUAACGCGAACAAGAUCAACAUUGUUACCGGCGAGACUGGCUGGCCCACCGAUGGCGGUUCUGACUACGAGGAUGCCAAGGCCGGUACCAAGAAUGCUGAGAAGUUCUGGAAGACUGGUAUCUGCGGCAUGCUCGACUGGGGUGUUGAUCUGUUCUACUUCGAGGCCUUCGACGAGGCCUGGAAGCCCGAUACCAUGGGUGAUAACGGCGAGAUGAAGGAUGAGCAGCACUGGGGUCUCUUCGACGCGGACCGCAAGAUCAAGUUCGACACCACCUGCCCCAAAUAG